This is a messenger RNA of Anoplopoma fimbria (sablefish), 3002 nucleotides long. RefSeq names its product kinase suppressor of Ras 1-like. Lineage: Eukaryota; Metazoa; Chordata; Actinopteri; Perciformes; Anoplopomatidae. The transcript is spliced from 18 exons. Gene Ontology annotation, molecular function: ATP binding; protein kinase activity. Gene Ontology annotation, biological process: protein phosphorylation. The record is from RefSeq and is a predicted model, not a curated record. The coding region runs from base 182 to 2728 and encodes 848 amino acids.
GCUUUACCCGGACGUGUUAGUGAGGGUCUGGUUCUCACUGAGGCUAGCUUGGUGUAGGAGACUUGCAGUAACUGUGCUCAGGUCCAAAUGCGGAAACGUGUUUCGGAGAUGCAUUGUUUAAGCGCCAGCGACACGUCUUCAGCUCGCUGUUUGCGUGACGCCACGCCGCGCGUGUGGAGGAAUGGACAGAGGAGCGGGCAGAGCAGACAGCAUGGUCCACAGCAGCACCGGGCCAGGAGACGCUGAGGACGCUCUGCAGCCGUGUCAACUGAUCCUGGACCUGGUGGACACCUCCAUCUCCAGUCUGCGGGCUCACAGGACCGCAUGCGCCACACAGAGGGAGAUCCGCACUUCGGAGGCUGCAGCAGGGAAGCUCUCAGUGGACGGCCUUGUGCCCAGUCCCAGCUCUGAGUUCCAGGACACCAUGAGACGUCUGGGCUCCAACUCAGAAGAUCGUUCUCGCCUCACUGCCGCCCUCUCCUGUCUGAAGAGUGCUAAUGAUGCAGGUGAUCCGAGGCCUGACUCAGACUCCUGCAGCUCUGAGCCCCGACAGGACAGUGAAGUCUUCUCUCCCAUCAACCCCCCCUCCAGCUCUGUAAGCCCAUUCGCCCCCCAGCAGCCCACCAGCACCCACGGCCGCUCCAUCUCCAUAUCAGUGGUACCUUGUUCAGAUGACCGGAGAGCUUUUAUAAUAACGGAUGACGCCUUCGCCCUGGAGCCAAGCAACCCUCCAGCCACUCCAGCCUCGAAGACGAACAGCAGCAAGCCCUCCCACACACCACCAGCACCUUCACGCAAGCUGCUGCAGCUCCUCCCCAUUGCAAUGACAAGAACCAAGAGUCAAGAGUCACAGCUGGCCAACCGCAUCGAGGAGCCUGUGACACACAGAGCCGGUAAGAAGAACAAAGUGUUGGGUGCUCUUCAGAUCAACGGCUGUAACAAUCCUGAGGACUCAGCGCUGCGGUCACCGCUGCUGUCUGCUCGAACCCCCGGCCCCGUCCCGGCCUCAGCCCCCUACAUGAUGCCUGCCACGCCCUCCCUGCUGGACAAUAUGACCAUGCGCAGGAGCUCCCCUCAGACAAUGAGGAGAGACAUUGGCCUGGCUGUAACACACAGGUUUUCAACCAAGUCCUGGCUCUCCCAGACAUGUCAAGUGUGUCGCAAGAGCAUGAUGUUUGGUGUCAAGUGCAAACACUGCAAGUUAAAGUGCCACAACAAAUGUACCAAAGAUGCCCCCUCAUGUCGGAUAUCAUUUCUCACAUUGCCAAGGAUGCGGAGGGCAGAAUCAGUGCCAUCGGAUAUCAAUAAUCGGAUUGAUCACACAGCAGAGAUCCCACUGCAAUUUUGCACUUUACCAAAAGCCAUAACCAAAAGGGAGCCUCUCCCCAGUUUGAACCAGCUGGACUCCAGCAGUAACCCGUCAUCAGCCACCUCGUCCACACCUUCGUCCCCAGCACAUUUCCAGCAGAAUAACCCCCCAGUUGUGACCCCCAUCAACGCGUCACCACAGGGCUCCCGGGACAGCCGCUUCCAUUUCCCAGAUGUUCCUGCUUCCACAUAUACUGCUGUUCAACAUUAUGGCAGCAACAAUGAGUCAGGAGUCUCACAGCUGGCCGUCACUGAAACACAGCUAAUGGCAGCAAAGCAAGGAGGGGAGGAGGACUACCCAGCAGAGGAGGAGGCAGCAGCCGACCAGUGCGGGAGAGAGCAGAGCAUUUCCACUGAUGCGUGUGAUGAGGACGGGCUGGAGGACCUACCUGCUUCCAUAUGCCGCCGCGGGGCCAUUGGCCGCUGGAGGAACCCCAUCUGUCGUAAGGCCAGCCAGACCAGUGUCUACCUGCAGGAGUGGGACAUCCCAUAUGAGCAGCUGCAGCUGGGAGAGCUGAUUGGCAAGGGACGCUGGGGGAAGGUGCAUAAGGGUCGCUGGCACGGUGAGGUGGCCAUUCGCCUACUGGAGAUUGACGGCAACAACCAGGAUCACCUGAAGCUCUUCAAGAACGAGGUGAUGAACUACAGGCAGACCAGGCACGAGAACGUUAUUCUGUUCAUGGGCGCCUGCAUGGCCCCGCCACACCUCGCCAUCAUCACCAGUUUCUGUAAAGGUGAGACUCUGUACUCUGUUGUAAGAGAAAGAGGUCACAUGCUCGACAUCAAUAAAAUCCGACAGAUUGCACAGGACAUUGUAAAGGGAAUGGGUUAUCUGCAUGCCAAAAGCAUCAUUCACAAGGAUCUGAAGUCUAAGAACGUGUUCUACGACAUAAACAAGGUGGUCAUCACAGACUUUGGCCUGUUUGGGAUGGCUGGAGUGGUACAGGAAGGCAGAAGGAAGAACGUGCUGCGGAUACCUCGGGGCUGGAUCGACUACCUGGCUCCAGAUAUUGUUCGAAAGAUGAGUGCGGAGUUGGAUGAGGACCAGCUGCCUUUCUCCAAAGAGGCUGACGUUCAUGCAUUUGGCACAGUCUGGUAUGAGCUGCAGGUGGGAGACUGGCCCAUGACCAACCUGCCUGAGGAGACUAAAAUCUGGCUAGUAGGCAGCAAUGUGGGAACUAAGAAGGUACUGGCAGACGCCAACCUGGGCAAGGAGGUGACGGAGAUCCUGUCUGCCUGCUGGGCCUCUGAAGCAGACAACAGGCCCACCUUCACCCAGCUGGCAGACAUGCUGGAGAGACUCCCGAAACUCAACCGCAGGCUGUCUCACCCCGGACACUUCUGGAAGACGACUGAGUAGGUACCAUAGAACGAGAAGGCAUAUUCAUGAUCCAUGGGUGGACACCAUUAACACCAGCAUUCAAAAAGGGAGUCGUCAUCAUUUUAUUAAGUCCAUAGAUGUCUUCAUUUUAAUGUCAUGUAAGCAGUAAUGAGAUGCAAUACACCAUCAAUCAAAUGGAACAUGUUGUAAAUAAGAUUUUUGUAAAUGAAAUGUGAACAUUAUGAAGCUGUCCUGCUGGGUAUCAACUAAUAUAAACGACCUUUUCUAACGUGACUGCUCUUUUGUAUUUUUU